CUUCCCUUCCCGCAUUUCACCGACCAUGUCGACUCCGCUGCAAGCUGGGCGAUUCAAUCAUGAAGACAACAGAAGCCUUUGAGAGUCUAUGGAGCCUCUCUGCCGCCAGGAGCCGGCCAAGCUCUCCGAGCGCCGAGCGGAGACCCGGGCCUCGGCGCUACGAGUGGAGAUUGCGGCUUGGCAGCUGCAGGAGAAGCGCCUUUCUGCAGAGCAGACCAGCGAGGCCGCCGCCUGCCGCCGCCUGCGCGAACGCUUGGCAUCCGAGGAGUUGGGCCGCAGCCGAGCGCAGGAGGCUGCCAUUGACGAGCGUCGGUCUGAAGCUUGGGCGGCGCAGCGGUCCCUACAGGUGCACCACGGCCUGGCGCGCGCGAAGCGGGCCGCGGCGGAACUGCGGCAGCUGUGGCGGAACUCGGUGGACGAGGGGAUGCACACUGAGCCAGAGAAGCAGGAGGAUCUACGACAAUUGGAGUUGGAAGAACGUGAAGCGGAAGUCUCUGCUUGGUGGUCGCGAAAACGCUUGCAGGACCUGCAACGGGAGGUGGAAGACCUGGAGGAGCAUCGUCAUGAGAUGAUGGCAGAGAAGCAGCUGCUGCGUCUCAAGGAGGAGGAGUAUACUCAGCAACUGAGGGCCUGUCAGGUCGAGGCAGAGCGGGUGGCGGUGCAAGAGGAGAAUGCCCGAGUGGAGCUGGUGGAUAACACCCGCCACUACAUGUCGCGGGCGAGGCGCAACAGGAAACUCGUGGAGCAGCUGCGACGCGACGAGGAAGCCCUGAUGCUACGUCAGAAGUCUUAUGCCUUUGCUCUGGCAGCCAAGACGAUCAAUGAGAGGAGCUAAGCAGCUUGGUUGAGGUGGCUGAGGAUUCACAUGCCGAACAGGACUGAAUCAACGACCAGAACUGCAGAAGUUGGAGCAAAGGAGGCACACGAGCAGAUGGAGGAGGAGGAGGAGCAGGAAGAGGCACCGGGCACUGGAAGAGGAGCUGAGGAAUUCGAGGCAUUCAGCAUCCUCGAGAGGCCGGGGCAGACUUUGCCCCUUCCAUGCCGAAGAGCAGCCCUACCAGG
Durusdinium trenchii is the source of this 1062-nucleotide messenger RNA. The record is from the annotation of a GenBank genome assembly. NCBI's taxonomy places the organism in Eukaryota, Dinophyceae, Suessiales, Symbiodiniaceae.